AUGCCAAUCUUCAAAGAUCAAGAUCGUGGAGAAUCCCAGUAUCAUCCGUUGUGGUCUGCAAGUCGUAUUCCCAACACCCACAAUAAAAAACCAAGCGAGACCCCGAAACAAAGGGCAGAUAAUGAUGAGGACGAAGUUAUGGUCGGUGCUUCUUCGUGGGAAGCAAAUAUGGAAAAACACAGCCCGCCAAAGCUUCAAACGAGUGACCGUGAGGAGUUGAUACGGAGCAUUAAGAAAGGGGAGAGCCCCACCUGGGUUCCUAAUCGUUCUCUGGAAGAAUAUUUUGCAACCCAUGGAGACCCUCCACACUCGAGGCUUGAAGGCCAACUGAACAAGGAAAAAACCCCUCCUCUCCGGCCAGCUGCUGCAAUAGAAACACCACCUGAGCAAGACUCCAGAAGUGGGAUGACGACCGGAUGCCCCUGUGAGAUCGAGAGACCCCGCUCAGCGUUGCAUUCUGGUGACUUUUGCCAAGGGUCUCCGCAAACUGAGAAACAUGAGCUUGGAAAACCCUUCAUACAACGUCGCAGUCCUGUUCCUUUUGGUUCUUCACCAGCAACACCUUGGUAUAUACCUCCAAGCCCACCGUGGCGUGCAAGACAGGGAACCGACUUGAUUUUAGCCAAAAGCAGAGAGAGAGAGCCGUCCUUAACAUCCUUCUCGUCAAGUUUUGUUCUAAAGGCCCCAACCAGUCCUCUCGUACAUCAAGCCAGUAACACAGAUCUGGAUUUAUCUCCAAAUAUGGAACCCAUGGACCUGUCUGAUAGCCCCGGAAAAGCUAAUCGUUGUCUCACUCUACCCUCAGAAGCAUUUUCAUCCAUCCAAUCUUCCCCUUCUAGUUAUCCCCGUGGAACCAAUGCUCCCAGUCCUUCCCUAUCAUGGAGAAGAGAGGCAACAUUCCCUUACCAAGCACAUCAACCCCGAAGGUCUUUAACAUCUGCCUACACUCUCCAACCGAUAUCGUCCCCGCAAACACCUUUUAUGUUACGUUCUAGAAGGCCAUCCUUCUCCACUGACGUUUCCUCCCCACUACUUCAUGCACCUAUGGUUGGAUCUUAUGAAGAAUCCAUUUUACGAGGGAGAAUGUCGACAUCGCCGUCUAAGCCUUUGGAUUUCACUGCUCAAAUCGGCGUUUUUGGGAGGGGAAACUGUAAACCCAGCCUAAAAUGUCCUCCACACGUCACUGUGCCGUUUCCUGCCGUCUUUUAUAGCUAUCCUACAUCCGGCGGUGGACGCUCGAUUUCAGACGAUAGCCCUAGCCCAUAUGUCGGUGUUAUCGAUAUUGAGAAUACACUUCCAAGGGAAAAUAAACCCAGUCACCGGAACCGUCGACGUCAUGCCAGUCCACUUAAAAAUGCGGACAAAGGCCCAGAAGGUGAUACUGCAAUGUCAGAAGCGCUUACAAGUACCACAGUUCUGCAAGAACGACGUAAGAGAGAGAAGCGGUCCCGAAGGUCACCUUCUCCAAAAUCGCCACCUGGAGGAUGUUACCGAAUUCCCCAACAAGGCCAGUUGCAAAUCAUUAUAAAAAAUCCUAACAAAACGGCAGUGAAACUCUUCCUUGUACCUUAUGAUUUAGAAGGAAUGGAACCAGGAACAAAGACCUUUAUUCGACAACGAAGUUAUUCGGCUGGACCGAUUAUCGAUAUGCCGUUGUCCGCAAGAACAAAUCUGGGGACCGACAGACCAGAAGCCUCAUUGGGUACGGGGGAAGAUCCGACUGAGAAACCUAUACUAAGAUAUCUGAUCCACCUGAACAUAUGUUGUCCUUCCCGCGGCCGCUUUUACCUCUAUUCUACAAUCAGGGUUGUUUUCGCAAACAGAGUUCCGGACGGCAAGGAGAAGUUGCGCAAUGAAGUCCAAUAUCCUGACCCCCAAUACAGUCCUUAUAAGCCCGUAAAAGAUAUCGGGAUUGGCAGUACCGGCAGUAAAUCAGCUGCAGAAAAAGCUUUCAGGCGUAGAAGUUCCGGCUAUGGACCGGUUUUACAGACCCCACUCCCAAUGAGUACUUUUGACAGUCGUGAACCCAGCCUAUAUGCCCAAUCUCCACCUCUACCACCUUUAUCUGCAGUCAACAUGAGUCUCCCCGCUCAUUCAUCCAUUAAGACUAGGCCAUACAACCGUGAUUCUCCCCCCUUUAGGAUGGAACACAAUACUCUAUUUGGCUAUCACACAUCCUUUCACACCUUGUCUGGACAAAUUUCACCUAACCCACCCGAUACCCCUCCUAUAUCAUUGGUCUCAAGCAAUCAUCAUGCACCUCCCUCCAACAGCCGAAGUUCGAUUCCAGAUGCCGAUAAUGUGUACUGCAAACUCAAGAAGAGAGAUGCUGGAUAUGCUGGCGCGUUUGGGAUGUCCACCACUGGCAGCGAUGUUGGCGAAGGCUUGUUGGCGAGCAAGUUAAAACACCUAGACGUCAUGCUAAAGCAAGAUCCGUCGAAUGAACAAUAA
This is a messenger RNA of Paracoccidioides brasiliensis Pb18, 2451 nucleotides long. RefSeq lists its product as uncharacterized. The record is from RefSeq and is a predicted model, not a curated record. Bases 1 to 2451 code for a protein of 816 amino acids. The transcript is spliced from 2 exons.